ACUAUGUAGUAACGCGCAAAGAAAGUGAAAUUGUACCAAACAAAAUUCAUAGUGAUAGUACACUAUUGUUGUCUCUCUCCACUUCACAACUUUCACAUUUUAUUAUUACUGCAUUUCAAUUUCAUUUCUCUCAAAGCUUCUAGAGAGAAAACCCAGGUGUUGUGAGAAAGAAGACACUUGUGAAAUGGCUUUAGGAAGCAAUGAGAAAAGAAAAUCAAUUUUCAAAGCUCCUCUUCUGUAUGUGGGACUUGGAAUGGAUUCUGAUUCCCUUAGAAGCCCCACUUCACCACUAGAUGAUGUUACUUUGCUUUCAAAUAGAGGUAACACUUUAAGAACAUCACCACCUAAUCAAGGACAAAAAAGGGGUUGGAACUGUACCAAAGUUGGUUUAAGUAUCAUAGAUUCUUUGGAAGAUUGUUCUAAAUUUUCUAGGAAUGUUCUUUUGUCAUCUGAGUUUAACAAGGGUAGUUUCAGUCCUAAUCCUAGUCCUCAAAUGAUUACCAAAGUCACUAAUUGUAAUCACUGUUUGGAUUCUGUUAUGGCUUCUAAAUCCUUACCUAAAGAUUUUUUUAAGCUUCCUUAUACUAAAAAUAAUUCUGUUUUCCAUAAGGGUGAGUCUAAUGUUGUUUUUGAAAUUGGUGAACCAUUGCUUGAACAUGAGUUGCCCUUUGGAAAAUCAAUGUCUUGUUCAUUGGACUUAUAUAGUCCAAUUAAAAAUUCUAAGUUUGAUUCAAAAUGUGAGAAUUUUUGUUUGAAACCAGUGAGUUUUCCAAACACAUUGUUACCUGUGUCGCUAUCUGCAAGUGAGAUUGAAAACUCUGAGGACUAUACAUGUGUGAUUUCACACGGUCCUAAUCCGAAGAAAACACAUAUUUUCUGUGACUGCAUCUUAGAAGUUCAUGCUGAUGAUGAUGUUAAAAAACAUCAAAAUAAGAAUGAAGAGGAGGGUUCGUCUUCUCCUGUGGUUGGCAGAUUAGAGACCCCGAACCAAUUUCCGUCUGCUGAGUUUUUAACUUUCUGCAAUCAUUGCAACAAGAAAUUGGAUGAGGGGAAAGAUAUUUACAUAUACAGAGGUGAAAAGUCAUUUUGCAGUUUAGCUUGCCGUGCUUUUGAGAUUAUGAUUGAUGAGGAGCUAGAGAAAUCCAAUGAACCACCUGAAAACUCUAUAGAGUUGGAAUCUGGUGAAGAACAUUUUGGAUCUGGCAUCUUCACUGCUGUAUAGAGAGGUUUUUUCUUCCAUUAUCACCGAGUCCAUGAAAUAAGUAGACGCAUAAAAUCAUCUGUUGAGAAAGAGCUGUUUUUAUGAACUUUAGCAGCCAUGGAUGAUUUUUUUUUUGUACAUCAUUGCGUUUGCCAUUGUUUUUUUAUUUUGGCUUUCAUGGUCUCGGUGGAUGGUGACUCUCUUCAGCUAGAUUUGGUUUUGUUAUAUGACUUUAUGAUACUAUAUGUUAUGUUAUGAAAUUAUAUGAUAGGUUAUGUAUGCUUUUUGAAAAUGCAUAAAUUAAAGGGUUUAAGCUCAUUUUUCUUGGCUUACCCUUUUGUUCUAGUUUCUUUACUACUUUAUGUGUGUAAGAAUCUAUGUAUGCAACCUUAACAAGUUUUUGACUUGGAUCUUAUAUAUGACUAUUGUAAUGUAUCUGAAACUGUUUCCAAUGAUUUUUGGAGUGUAAAUCGGAAUAUUAAUUGA
Messenger RNA from Medicago truncatula (barrel medic), 1687 nucleotides. RefSeq names its product FCS-Like Zinc finger 10. The record is from RefSeq and is a predicted model, not a curated record. The coding region runs from base 185 to 1222 and encodes 345 amino acids. The transcript has 3 exons. NCBI's taxonomy places the organism in Eukaryota, Viridiplantae, Streptophyta, Magnoliopsida, Fabales, Fabaceae.